This is a messenger RNA of Belonocnema kinseyi, 2164 nucleotides long. It is a transcript of the gene Arp8, whose product is annotated as actin-related protein 8. Gene Ontology annotation, cellular component: Ino80 complex. NCBI's taxonomy places the organism in Eukaryota, Metazoa, Arthropoda, Insecta, Hymenoptera, Cynipidae. The coding region runs from base 312 to 2015 and encodes 567 amino acids. The record is from RefSeq and is a predicted model, not a curated record. Gene Ontology annotation, biological process: regulation of DNA-templated transcription; double-strand break repair. The transcript is spliced from 8 exons.
AUCAAACCGUGAAUAUAGAAUCGAAAAUCAUCAUUAAUGUUUAUUUAUUCUCUCGUCCACCGGAAUUGUAGAUAAUCUUUUUAUUUUUUGUCUUCAUAAUGUUCUUGUGUGUUUUUUAUUUUUAGAUAAGAAAAAGCAAUUUUGAAAGGAACUGAUAGACCGCCUAGACCCAUACAUAACCUCAAAAUGUAAAUUUCACAUGUAAACAAAAGAUUGCUGAUGGUCUUGUUUAUUGAAUGUUUUUAUUAAUGAAAUUAAUGUGAUGACUCCCUGACUAUUGCGAAUUAAAAUUGUUCUUUACUUUAAUAACCAUGCCCGUAUUUCAAGAAUCGUGUGCGGAGCAAAUACAGGCCCAGACUGUAAUUAUAAUCCAUCCUGGAUCCUUGUAUCUUCGAAUGGGUCGGGCCUCGGAUUUAAAUCCUUGUACAUUAAUAAAUGCAGUGGCGAGAAAAAGGCUUCCAGGAGGUUUGCAGCACAAGGAUACUUUUCUUCCUCCACUUGUGCCUCGUACAAAAGAAUUGACUCAAGCAAUGGAAGACUCUCGCCUCCAAGUAUCACACACUCUCCAAUCUUGCCUUCAAUCCGACGGAAGAAGAAGAUACGCAACACCUCCUCAACAAAUUGCAGCUUUCAAUCGUAGGUCGAAUCCCGAAAUUUUGUCUCCAUUUUCAGGAGAAUGGAUUAAAACCGAUCAAGACGUGAUAAUAGGAGACGAAAUCCUAUCUUUGAAUCCCUCCGAGAAUUUCAAUAUUCACUUUCCAUACAGAAGAGGAGAACUCAAUGUUCAUUCUGGUCCUGGCGGAAGUUUAAAAGCAGUUUUAGCAGAUUUAAAAGUAAUUUGGGAAUACGUCCUCACUAAAAAAAUGGACAUUCCUCUCAGGGAUCUGAAACACUAUCGAGCAAUUCUCAUCAUCCCUGAUAUUUAUAAUAGACAGUACCUGAAGGAACUAACGAGUUUAAUGUUGUGUGAAAUUGGAUUCGGAGGCUGCUUUCUUCUACAGGAUCAUGUGGCUGCUACAUUCGGUGCAGGUUUGGGUUACGCCUGUGUCGUAGACGUAGGAGAUCAAAAAACAUCAGUGUCGUGUGUUGAAGACGGAAUUUCUCAUAGAAAUACCAGAGUUCGGAUGGAUUACGGCGGUGGUGAUAUCUCGCAAACAUUCUUCUGGCUUUUGCAGAAAUGUGCCUUUCCGUACAAAAAUUGUGAUCCCUCUGAUAAACUCGAUGCAUUGUUACUUAGUCAAUUGAAAAAGGACUUUUGCCAUGUUGAUUUGAAUGUCUGUGGAUCUCAGGAAAAGACAUUUAUCGUCAAGAAACCGAAACAACGGAGCGAAAAUUAUACUUUGCAGGUAGGCGACGAGUGUUUAGUGGCGCCUCUAAGUCUCUUUCAACCCGAACUCUUCAGAGUAACGGGAACACACAAUGUCCACGUUCAAAAAAGAUCUACUGGAGAUCCGGAGGAUCCACACGACGAGAAUUAUUUAAGAGAAACUAGUCGAAGAGGAAUUAAAGAGAGUUUAGAACAAACUUUAGAUGCGCAAGAAGAAAUAGCAACUCCUGCAGUCGCCGGUGAAGAAGAAGUCGUCGUCGAUACUGUCGAUUCUGCCCCUAUAGCUUUACAAAAUAGGGAAAUGGAUGCCCCUCGAGAAUUUGUGAUGGGUCCUCAACAACUUUUGGGGCUCGAUCAUGCCGUUUUGCAAAGCAUCGACAGAUGUCCAACGGAUGAUUUAAAGAGAAAAAUGUAUAGCUGUGUGUUAGUUGUCGGUUCUGGAAUGAAGUUCCAAGGAAUUGGGAUGUGGCUUCAUAAUAGGAUAUCUCUUCAGAUUCCAUACAUGUACAGAGCAGAACAAUUAGAUAUAAUAACGCAACCAAAGGAAAUGGAUCCAGGAAUAACUGCGUGGAAAGGUGCAGCAAUUCUAAGUUGCUUAGAAUCAGCCCAAGAACUUUGGAUUGGUCGACAAGAAUGGGAACGCAUAGGUGUGAGAUUAUUGAGAGAAAGGGCUCCUUUCAUGUGGUAAAUAAAUAAAAACCUUCGCCUAAUUUAAUCUUUAAAAUAUAGUUUAUUAAUUGUGAUCAUUAUAAGAAUAGUAAAACUUUUAUUCUAAGGACAGUUCAUGUAAGUUUGGUCCCUCUUUUUACCAGUGUCAAUAAAAUGUGAAGCUUUGUA